AUGCUAAAAUAUCUGCUCCUAGUGUCGCUCAUCGGGCCGGUUGCUGCCCACUACGUGAACAUUACAGUGAACGGCACCGUUUUCUGUGGCACAGAUAACCCGGUCGAUCUGCCUGUCGAGUUGUGGGACGACGAUACAGUCUUUGACGACCUCCUGUUCACAACGCAGUCCAACCGCAGUGGCUACUUCGAAAUGAACGUCACCGAGUACGUCUACUUCUAUCUGAGGCCGUACAUCUACAUCCACCAUCGCUGCAAAGUCCACAUGUUCUCCGACGAGGACUGCCACAUCGAAACACAGAUAAUGCUGCUCGACUACGACGAAGAAGUGAAUACCCGGGUGACGCUGGGGGACCUCGACCUGAAGACCGAUCAGAGAGAUGGCAUCAAGCACGAGGUGGUCUGUGGCGGCUUGACCACGCCGUUCCAUUCGAGGAAGAGGAGGGAACCUAUGGCCUUUUCUGAC
Messenger RNA from Mesorhabditis spiculigera, 465 nucleotides. The record is from the annotation of a GenBank genome assembly. NCBI's taxonomy places the organism in Eukaryota, Metazoa, Nematoda, Chromadorea, Rhabditida, Rhabditidae.